Molecule: messenger RNA, 219 nt
Organism: Fasciola hepatica (liver fluke)
Lineage: Eukaryota; Metazoa; Platyhelminthes; Trematoda; Plagiorchiida; Fasciolidae
Source: the annotation of a GenBank genome assembly
AUGCAGGCGGAUACGUUAACUCAUCAUACCAAAGCUUUCUUUCGUCAGUUCAACAAUAGGCCAUGGCUUGGGAAGCACAGCCGGUCCACCCGGUAUCGGAACUGCAUCUGCACCUACAUCCACAAUGUCCACACAAACCUGGAUAUGACUUCCAGCAGUUCCCUUGCGGGGUGCAUAUUGUUGGACUUCAUCACCCGGCACUUCCUCAGGAUUCGUUAA